This is a messenger RNA of Juglans regia (Persian walnut), 688 nucleotides long. Its product is annotated as protein LURP-one-related 4-like. Bases 34 to 675 code for a protein of 213 amino acids. The transcript is spliced from 3 exons. Lineage: Eukaryota; Viridiplantae; Streptophyta; Magnoliopsida; Fagales; Juglandaceae. The record is from RefSeq and is a predicted model, not a curated record.
CUGCAGGCCAGCCGGAACUUAAACCUCCAGAUUAUGAUCUCCAAAAACCUUCACUGUCUGGAUAAGAUCCAUCCUGAUGAUCACAUAUCGACUGUUUCUCCCAUUAACUUUACGACUUCAGAAGGAGAAACAUUCACUGUAUGGAUGGAGUCGCUUCUAUACCAUACAUAUGGUUGCACCGUCUUUAACUCCAAGGGCGAGAUCGUGUAUCGGGUUGAUAACUACAACAAGAAGUGUAGCCAUGAAGUUCAUCUCAUGGAUCUGCGAGGAAACACUCUCUUUACUAUACGACGUCGGAAGAAGUUCCAUGCUUUUGGAUCAUGUUGGGAUGGUUAUAGAUGUAGCGGUUCUACGAUAAUAAACAAGCUGGAAAAGCCGUGGUUUAAAGUUAAAAGGUAUUGCAGAAUGCUCAUGGGAGAUGUAGCUUGUCGAAUUACUGUGGGGUAUGAUAAAUAUGAUAAGUAUUGGAUUGUUAGAAUAUUGGGUGCAGGCAAAGCAGCAUUUAGGAUAGUAGACGUGGAUGGGGGCGUUGUUGCUGAGGCAAAGCCAAAGCAUUCAGGUUCGGGAGUGGUGCUGGGAGAUGAUGUAUUGACUUUGGAGGUGGUGCCUUAUAUUGAUCAUUCCCUUAUCCUAGCUCUUGUGAUAGUGUAUGGAUUAAUUAGAGGUAGACUGUAAAUUAACAAUCUUG